This is a messenger RNA of Vicia villosa (hairy vetch), 1485 nucleotides long. RefSeq lists its product as uncharacterized. Lineage: Eukaryota; Viridiplantae; Streptophyta; Magnoliopsida; Fabales; Fabaceae. The coding region runs from base 1 to 1485 and encodes 494 amino acids. The record is from RefSeq and is a predicted model, not a curated record. The transcript is spliced from 12 exons.
AUGGCACGACCGUUGGAAAAAAUCGCUGAUGUUAACGAUGAAAAGGAACUUUGGAAAGUUGAUGUUAAAAUACAUCACAAAUGGAGUGUCAUCUCUAACAACAAGGAACAUUUUGAGAUGGUUGUUUAUGAUUCUGAGUAUAUUUUGUUUUGGAAGGUUAAGAUUGGGUUGUUGGGAGGUGUUAAUGACGAAGAUUUUGGAAGUGAUAUCCAUGUUAUCGUACCUCCCGUGUAUAGGCAGAGUUUUGAUUCGCUCUUUGUUGUUAAUGAUACUUACACUAUUGCAAACUUCCAAGUUCAGCUGAAUGAUCUGCUAUUCAAACCUUCUGCUCACAAGUACCUCCUUAAAUUUACUGGUGGGACCAAAGUUGGGGACAGAAACGUGCAUCAGAUUCAGGAAAAGGCUUGGAGACUCACUCCUUUUCUUGAUAUUUUAACUGGGAAAUGGAAUAAAGAUCAACUUUUAGAUGUUAUCGGAGUGGUUGAUGAAAUUGGGUACACACAGGCCCAGGUUGGAAGUAAAAAGCAACAGGUCAACUUUGUCAUUCGCGACUUGAGGUUGAAAUUUAUCAACUACGUUGAACGGCAGGUCGAUACUGCCAUUCCGGCUGUGAUUCUGAUUCAAUAUGCAAAAGUCAAAGAAGCUUUUGGCAAAUAUGCACUAUCUGUUACCAAUACUUACAAUGUCACCAAAGUGGCUAUUAAUGAAGACAUGGAGACUAUCAAACAAUUUGCCAAAAUGCUUACACAGGAUACUAUAAUGACUACUUUUUGUGCUACGGUUGCUACAAUUACAAAAAUCUUUGCCUCAAAAUAUGGCUGGUACUACCAGGCAUGCCAUGAAUGCCCAAAUAAAGUCACCGGUGAUAAACCUCCCUACAAGUGUGUAAAGGGACAUGACACUGAAACUCCCAUAUUCAGGUAUAAAAUAGAGGUGGGUGUUCUUCAUGCUGGUACAAAAUGCAAGUUUGUUUUGUGGGACAAGGAAAGUGAGGAACUAUUGGAGGUGUCGGCUGCUCAUUUGCGCGAAACAAUGUUUCAGGCUGGAAUAUUUAAUCCCCUCGAUUUCCCGCUGGCACUUGACAAGCUCCUGGAUCAGGAACUUGCCUUCAAAGUCAAGUGGCAACCAGAUUGGUCUAAUUGCUCUGUCAUCAUGUUGGUGAAAGAUAAACCUAUAGUGGAUCAACUAAAAGCUGAAUGGGUGGAUGCAACUGCAGUUAGUUCACAACAGCUUAACGCCCCUGUCAACCAUGUCAAGGAGAGUGUUGAUGAGGAUGUUCCUGUUGAUGAUUCCGACAUUGUUACGGAUCCUGAAAUUACUUCCAAAUUGCACGGUGAACCGGUCACACCUACGGCAAAUAGACAGAACCCGGAUCCAUCCAUUGAAUUUACAAGUCAUGCAACACACAGCGAAGGAGAUUUGUCUUCGACUAAACUUAAGAAAUCAACCAGGAUCACUAGGAAAUUAGUGAAGAUUGAAAAAUAG